GAGAGGGAAAGGGAGAGAGAGAGAGAGAGAGAGAGAGGAAGAGAGGGAGCGAGCGAGUGAGUGUUGCUGUGGGUCCAAGCACGGUGCUGUCGCUGGGACUGUACGACGUUAAGCCGAAAACCUGCUGAAAUGAGUUUCCUUGGCGGUUUGUUUGGUCCUGUCUGUGAAAUUGAUGUCAUACUGAAUGAUGCUGAGAGCAGAAAAACAGCAGAGCUGAAGACAGAAGAUGGGAAAGUGGAGAAACAUUACUUGUUUUAUGAUGGGGAGUCUGUUUCCGGAAAGGUAAAUCUCAAUGUAAAACAGACCGGCAAGCGGCUUGAACAUCAGGGAAUUCGGAUAGAGUUUGUUGGACAGAUCGAACUUUUCAGUGAUAAAAGCAACACGCACGAGUUUGUGAACCUGGUGAAGGAGCUUGCUCUUCCUGGAGAGCUGACCCAAAAUCGCAGCUAUGACUUUGAAUUCAUGCAAGUGGAGAAGCCAUAUGAGUCCUAUGUUGGAGCUAAUGUGCGAUUGAGGUAUUUCCUCAAAGUAACAAUAGUGAGGAGGCUGUCUGAUUUGGUAAAAGAGUAUGACAUCAUUGUCCAUCAGCUUGCUACCUACCCUGAUGUCAACAAUUCCAUCAAGAUGGAAGUGGGCAUUGAAGAUUGCCUACAUAUAGAGUUUGAGUACAACAAAUCCAAAUACCACCUUAAAGAUGUAAUUGUGGGUAAAAUCUACUUUCUGCUGGUUCGAAUCAAAAUCCAACACAUGGAGCUUCAGUUGAUCAAAAAAGAAAUGACAGGAAUUGGGCCGAGUACGACUACGGAGACGGAAACUGUGGCCAAGUAUGAGAUUAUGGAUGGAGCACCAGUGAAAGGUGAGUCCAUCCCCAUACGCCUCUUCCUUGCUGGCUACGACCUCACAGCUACAAUGAGAGAUGUAAACAAGAAGUUCUCUGUGAGGUACUUCUUAAAUCUGGUGCUGGUAGAUGAAGAGGAUAGGAGAUACUUCAAACAGCAGGAGAUUGUUUUGUGGCGAAAAGCUCCUGAGAAACUGCGAAAACGCAACUUCCAUCAGCGCUACGAGUCCCCAGAGCCACGGCCGAGUCUCUCUGCUGAGCAGCCUGAAAUGUAAGGUGGGGGCGCAGGGACAGUCAGCCAGGGACACGUUUCUCCAGUGGCCAAUCACAGGAGAGGAGAGCAAUUCCCACCAAACAUUCAUGCCGCCACUCCUCACAACUUGCGGUGAUGGGCUGUGUCUUUGCCUGCCUUCGCUGUGUCCACUCCGCCGUCCGCAGCAAGCAAAUUGUUAGCAUUCAAGGACUUCUUACACACUAUAGAAAGCACUGGGACAGAAGCUACUUUGUAAAUCUUACAGUACAGUUUGGGGCUUGCACCCUUCUCUAGAUGAAGAUUUUUUUUAAUGCACUUGCUAGUUUUCCUGAAGAUCCAGAUAGAUAUAUGGCAUCCAGGAUUUAAAAAAAUACACUUCACUUCAGAGAGCGUUCUAGUGCAUGCUGGCUGGUUGGAUUGAAUAUUUGGUCAUUAACAGCUAAUGUCGGCUACGGGGCCAGUCUUAAAGGUCAAGCAAUGAAAUAUGUUCUGCGUGUACCCAGGCCAGAGUGCCAUACUGUUUUUGAAAUCACUUUAAGAUGUAAAAGAUUUCUAUUUAAAUUAUUUAGCGUCUAAUCUUUAGGUCUUUAUUGCAUUAGGUAAAUUCUCCUCAUUGUAAGUACAUUUUGGACAAAAAGAUUAUAUAUAUAUUAUCAAGAUGUUCAGUGUUUUUGCAUGAGGCUUUGAAUUUGAAGCUUUCCAAAAUGACACGAUUUUUGUUUUAGGACGGUUAUAUGUGAGCGACUUGCAAUACGUUCAGCUGAUGGAUUUAGCUGAUUACGGAAUGGCUCACUAAAAUAUUCUUAUUUUCGUUCUCUUAACCUAUUGAGAUGACUCUCAAUCUUACAGCAGAGCUAAAUGUAGGCUGCACUGCUUUCACUUUUAGAGUAGUAACGUCUUUCUGUUUCUGAGUACCAUAUGCAGGCAUUUCUUCUUGUUUAAAUGUAAAAGUGCCCGUAAGGUUAUGAUGAAAUUACGCGAGAUAUAUCCCUUGCAUGACAGCCUGGUUAAAAUGGCUCUGGUACACAAAGCGUUCCUGUCAAUUUUCAUGUUGCUAAUGUACAUAAAGUUCUCUAUAGGAUGGUGAGAAACUGCAUUCCUUUGGAUGUUGAAUUACCAGCAUAUAGCUCUUUGCAGUUAUGAUAUGAACAAUGUUAACCAGAACACUACUACAGGAAUGGCCUUUGUCCAGCCAUGAGUGCUGUCACUGUAAUGCAUUGGGAAUAUUUAAGACAUGGAUUUACAGCCAUGUAAAAUGAGUUGUUUGUGGACUCUGAAAAAGAAAUGUACAUAUCCAGCCUCAAACUGUUUAUCUGUCAAUCUGUCAAAUAAAAAUGCAAGUUUAUACUGGUAAA
This is a messenger RNA of Colossoma macropomum (tambaqui), 2446 nucleotides long. RefSeq names its product VPS26, retromer complex component A (gene vps26a). Gene Ontology annotation, cellular component: retromer complex; endosome. The coding region runs from base 130 to 1113 and encodes 327 amino acids. Gene Ontology annotation, biological process: intracellular protein transport; retrograde transport, endosome to Golgi. NCBI's taxonomy places the organism in Eukaryota, Metazoa, Chordata, Actinopteri, Characiformes, Serrasalmidae. The transcript has 9 exons. The record is from RefSeq and is a predicted model, not a curated record.